Molecule: messenger RNA, 2298 nt
Organism: Penicillium cataractarum
Lineage: Eukaryota; Fungi; Ascomycota; Eurotiomycetes; Eurotiales; Aspergillaceae
Product: SulP family inorganic anion transporter
Exons: 4
Coding region: 1-2298 (765 amino acids)
Biological process (GO): transmembrane transport
Cellular component (GO): membrane
Molecular function (GO): sulfate transmembrane transporter activity
Source: RefSeq, a predicted model, not a curated record
AUGUCAGAGUCGAGUCCACUUCUCCGCCAGGACUCGGAGGGACACCGCUCACUCCAGAACCGCAUCAUCGACAUCUUCCGCAUUCCCGGCGGCCGAAGGGCUUCUCCAGGACCCGAUUCCAGUGAUGGUGGACAAGCUACUCCGGGGCUGGGAAUCACCACGACGAGCGAGCCUGACGCAAGAACCCGUCUCUUAGAGUCCUAUCAUCAGGCGGACCCGAUAUGCGGUGAACGGCGCUGUAGCCAUGGGACCUUCUCUCCCCGGCCAGAAGGAGCAGAUGGGCAGGACUACUCGGUGCCAUCCAGCGUUCACUUUGGAUACAAUAGCAAUGGAGAAACGGGGGAAACGCCUAGUCACUCACACGACCAUCCUGGAUCACGACCGGAUUCCGAGUACACGUCGCAAAUGAAGUCGUCCUUUUCCGCUCUAUCUAUGAACGAGGAUAAGAAACUGUACAUAUCAUAUUACAUCCCAUUCUUCAACUGGAUCAGCCAAUAUCGAUGGUCAUUCCUUCGUGGGGACCUGGUCGCCGCACUGACUAUCUCAUCCAUCUACAUUCCCAUGGCCUUGUCGCUGGCCUCCAACCUCGCCCAUGCGCCCCCCGUUAAUGGUCUCUAUGCCUUCGUGAUUCAUCCCUUCGUCUAUGCCAUCCUGGGAAGCUGCCCGCUAUUGGUGGUCGGCCCAGAGGCGGCCGGGUCCUUGCUAACGGGUGCUAUUGUCAAGGCUAGCAUGCCGAGUAGUAGCCCCAAAGAUGAUGAUCUCAUGGAAAGUGCUAUCAUCAUUGGAAUUUCCACUGCCAUGGCGGGAGCCAUGAUCCUGGUCGCGGGAAUCACUCGACUUGGAUUCCUGGAUAAUGUGCUGAGCCGACCCUUCCUCCGAGGUUUCAUCACGGCUAUUGGCUUUGUCAUUUUCGUGGACCAGUUGAUCCCGGAGCUGGGCCUUGCAGGGCUAGCUAAGGAGGGCGGGGCCAGUCAUGGCACCACUGUUGAAAAGCUGACAUUCAUCAUUCGCAACGCUGGGAGCAGUCAUGGACUCACGGCGACAGUCUCGCUUGUCAGCUUUUCUAUCAUCAUGUUCUUCCGAACGUUGAAAAAAUGGAUGAUGCCUCGAUUCCCUCAAGUGAUUUACUUCCCAGACCGUUUCAUUGUCGUCGUUCUAUCAGCAGUGCUAGCAUAUGCCUUGAACUGGGAGGAUAAAGGACUAGAACUUCUCGGACAUACCGAGAUCAGCUCCAGCCAACUCUUUGCCUUCAAUUGGCCAUUCCGAUUCGACCACAUGAAGCAUGUCCGUACCGCAAUGAGCAAGGCCUUUAUUAUCACCCUCUUGGGCUUCUUCGAGUCCUCCGUCGCGGCUAAGGGGCUCGGUGAUAGCAAGCCCGAUGGCAUCCAAGGCAUGCACAUGAGUGCAAACCGGGAGAUGGUAGCACUGGGCGUGGCCAAUCUGCUCGGUGGUUGCUUCAUGUCUCUUCCGGCAUUUGGUGGAUACGGCCGCAGCAAGGUCAACGCUCAAACUGGCGCACGCACUCCAAUGAGCAGUAUCUUCCUUAGCCUAAUCACCCUCAUCUCCAUUCUAGUGCUCCUACCAUACCUCUCCUACCUUCCUAAAGCCGUCCUCUCCUCCAUGAUCUCCGUUGUCGCCUACACCCUCGUCGAAGAAUGCCCCCACGACAUAAUCUUUUUCCUCCGCCUCCGCGGCUGGGCCGAACUAGUUCUCAUGCUCCUCAUCUUCACCGCAACAAUCUUCUACUCCCUCGAACUCGGCAUGGCCAUGGGUAUCGGCCUCUCCGUGAUAAUCCUCAUCCGCCACGCUACCCAGCCCCGAAUCCAAAUCCUCGGCAAAGUCCCCGGCACACACACUCGCUUCGAGAAUGCCGAACUCCAACGCGAAAAUGUGGAACUCAUCGAGGGCGCUCUUAUCGUUAAGAUUCCCGAACCACUUACCUUUGCCAAUACGGGCGAUCUUAAGAAUCGUCUUCGUCGGUUGGAGCUCUACGGCUCGAGUCGGACGCACCCGUCUCGUCCUCGUAUGCGUCCUGCGGAGUAUAACAAGAAUAUUAUAUUCGAUGUGCACGGCGUCACGAGCAUCGAUGGUUCUGGGACGCAGGUUCUUUACGAGAUCGUGCGUGCCUACGCAGAAGACGGGGUGAGGGUCUUCUUCUGCCGUGUGCCCAACUCCAACGUCUACCGUAUGUUUGAACGAAGUGGAAUCGUCGAACAGUGUGGUGGGCUCACCCAUUUCGUGCCUCAUGUUGAUGAGGCGCUGCGGUUGGCUGAAACUGAGGACCAGACUGAAAUCUAG